Molecule: messenger RNA, 4065 nt
Organism: Danio aesculapii
Lineage: Eukaryota; Metazoa; Chordata; Actinopteri; Cypriniformes; Danionidae
Product: conserved oligomeric Golgi complex subunit 4
Exons: 19
Coding region: 18-2363 (781 amino acids)
Source: RefSeq, a predicted model, not a curated record
GUGUAUGUGGGGCUGUCAUGGAUGAAGCAGCUUCACCGGCUCGUCGUCGCGGUGGUCCGACGGGGCUCUCCGCCGUGCAGACCGACACCAUCGAGGCUCUGACGGAGCUGGAGGAUCUGGAGCGGGUUUACGCGCAGCUGUGUGCCGAAGAGGCGGAAGUGCAGUGGAGUUGGACACUCUUAUUGGGACAGCAGAGCAACAUAGAAACAAAGAUGCUCUCCCUGCAGAGGAUGGGACCCAACCUGCAGCUGAUCGAGGGAGACGCUGUGCAGCUCUCUGGCAUGAUCAACUUCACAUGCAGCCUGGCAGAAAAUGUCAGCAGCAAAGUCAGACAGCUGGAUCUCACCAAGAAAAGGCUGUACCAAGCGAUUCAGCGGGCUGAUGAUAUUCUGGACUUGAAGUUCUGCACAGAUGGUGUUCAGACUGCCCUACGGAACCAGGACUAUGAACAAGCAGCUGCCCACAUUCAUCGCUACCUUUCUCUUGACCAGUCUGUAAUCGAGCUCAGCAAGCAGGGUGGAGAGGGCAGUGCAGUUGAAGCCAGCCUUGCAUUGCUUCAGGAGGCAGAGCGCAAUCUGAAGACACUGGUUACCACACGUCUGGAGGAAGCAGUUGCCACAGGCGACUUGCCUCAAGUUGAGCGCUUUUUCAAGAUCCUUCCUUUACUGGGACUCCAUGAGCAGGGACUUGCACGCUUUGCUCAAUACCUUUGCAGUCAGUUGGCCAGUAAGGCAGAAGAGAAUUUGAUCUUGGCUGUUGGCUCUGAUCUCGGUGAACGCAGAGCACCAGUUAUCUUUGCUGACACUCUUACACUGCUGCUUGAAGGUAUUGCACGCAUUGUAGAAACCCAUCAGCCCAUAGUGGAAACAUACUAUGGACCGGGCCGACUGCACACACUUCUCGCGCACCUUCAGAAAGAGUGCGACAAACAGGCUCAGAAAAUAGUGGAUAAAUUCAUCCAACAGAGGGAUUACAACAAUAAGUUUCAGGUUGUCCAGAGCAGCAUGAUGAGGGGCAUGACUACAGAAAAGAUUGAACCCAGAGACCUGGAUCCUGUGUUAUGUGAGGUUACCUUAAUGAAUUCAAGAGCCGAGUUGUAUUUCCGAUUCUUGAGGCGGCGUAUAGUCGCUGACUUUGAGGUUGCAGAUGCAAUGGCGGAUGAAGCUGUUAUGCAAGAGCAUCAGCAGAGUUUAGAACAGUUACUGAAGAAUUGCCAGCUGAGCCGCACUAUGCAGGAGCUGAUUGGCUAUUACAUUCCUAUGGAGGAGUAUUACAUGAGAGAGUCUGUCAACAAGGCAGUUGCGAUGGACACCGCUGAGGUUGGACAGCUGAGCUCCAGCGUGGUGGAUGAUGUUUUCUACAUUGUAAAGAAAUGCAUCAGUCGGGCCCUCACCAGCAGCAGCUCUGACUGUGUGUGUGCCAUGAUCAAUCACGCAACCAGCGUUCUGGAAACAGACUUCAGGGAGGUGUUGGUAUGCAAGCUGCGAGCGGGAUAUCCCGUCAGUGCUCUGCAGGACCUGCAGCGAGGGGUCAGCAGUGCCGUCAGCCUGAUGCAGAGCAGCCUGCAGCAGGGCAAGAUAACGAACCUCACACAGACCCUCGGCAUUGAGAGCCAGGAGCAAGCCAAGAGCGCAUACUUGGUGACUCUCAAUAAUGUGGAGGUCUGCAGUGAGAAUAUCAGCACCCUGAAAAAGAAUCUCGAGAGUGAUUGUGCCAAGCUGUUCAGCCAGGGAGCAGGCUCAGAUCAUGCCAAGGCGAAGAUAGACAGCUGUCUGUCUGAUCUGGUCAACACCUCCAGCAAAUUCAAAGACCUCCUCCAGGAGGGUCUCCAGGAGCUUAACAACACUGCUAUCAGGCCACAAGUAAAGCCCUGGAUCAGCAGCUUCCUGUCUGUCUCGCACAAUAUUGAAGAGGAAGAGUUUAGUGAAUAUGAAGCCAAUGAUCCCUUUGUUCAGCAACUCAUUGUCCAGUUGGAGCAGCUUAUGGCUGAGUUUAAGGUUGGACUGUCUCCGGUCAUCUACGAUACUCUGACUAGUCUGAUGACCAGCUUAAUUGCAAUGGAGAUGGAGAAGACUGUGUUCAAAUGCACCUUCAGCAGGCUUGGGGGAUUACAGUUUGAUAAGGAGCUGCGGGCUUUGGUUGCAUACCUGUCUUCCGUCACUUCCUGGACCAUCCGGGAUAAGUUCGCCCGACUCACACAGAUGGCAACUAUUCUGAAUUUAGAGAGGGUGUCUGAGAUCCUGGAUUACUGGGGUCCUAACUCUGGACCUUUGACGUGGCGUUUGACCCCGGCUGAGGUUCGCCAGGUUUUGGCUCUAAGGGUAGAUUUCCGCAGUGAGGACAUCAAAAGAUUACGGCUCUAACAAAUAUGAAUAUAUAUUUGAGAUUUUUAUCCAUGGUGUUUGGAGUACUUAAAUGGAGGUAUGUUAUCUCUAAACAUUUGUAUACAAAUAACGGCCAUGCUUUUUUAUGUAAUAAAUGUAUAACCAGCCAACUUCAUGGAUCAAAUUCUGUCAUUGAACUAUUCUAAAGCUUGUACUUUAAAUUAUUAGUCCUUAGAAUUAAAGGGGCUAUAUCAUAGACUGGGAUAUAGAGUUGAAGUCAGAAUUAUAUUAUUUAAAUAUUUCCCUAAUGAUGUUUAACAGAGCAAGGAAUUUUUCACUGUAUGUCUGAUAAUAUUUUUUCUUCUGGAGAAAGUCUUAUUUGUUUGAUUUCAACUACAAUAAAAGCAGGUUUUAAUCUUUUUAAAACCAUUUUAAGGUUAAUAUUAGCCCUCCUUAAGCAAUAUAUUUUUGAUAGUCUACAGAACAAACCACUGUUAUUCAAUGACUUCCCUGAUUACCCUAACCUGCCUAAUUAACCUAGUUAAGUCUUAAAAUUGCACUUUAAGCUGAAUAUUAGUAUCUUGAAAAAUAUCUAGUCAAAUAUUAUUUACUGUCAUCAUGGCAAAUAUAAAAUAAAUCAGUUAUUAGACAUGAGUUAUUAAAACUAUUGUUUAGAAAUGUGUUGAAAAAAAUUAGCUCUCUGUUAAACAGAAAUUGGGGGAAAAUAUACAGGGGGGCUAAUAAUUCAGACUUCAACUGUGUAUAACAUUUGAAGAUGUUACUGACUUUUAUUAAAAGUUUUAGUGUAUAAAGUGCUAGGAAAUGGGUGAAGAGAUUAUAAUGAAACAAAACAAGGCAUUUUCAGAAGUCCUGGUUUGAUGUUGUAAAAGCCUGUAGAGUGAUUUUCGUGUCAAUGACAAGAGUGUUUUUCUUUUUGUGUGUGUGAAUAUCAAAAUGACAUGUUCUGUUUUCUGUCUCCUAAAGAUUUACAUAGCUUUAGUCCUCCGUGAUGCCAUUGGAUUGCAAAGCAUGAGCAAAAACAUCCACAUUGCUACAAAUCUGAUGAAUUCUCUCACCCACUUUGUUUUUUUUAAGUGAGCAACACAUUUUAUUAGGGCUGGGGAAAUAAUUAUAAUUUAAAAAUCGAUUUAUUUAUAAGAUUGAUAUUGAUUAAUUUUUUUUAUUUUUUAUUCCAUUUCAGUUUUCAAAAGCUUUGAAUCAUUUUUCCAUAUUGUAAUUAAAUGACAGUUUAAGAGUUAACAUUAUUUUAUUAUACAGCUCUAUGGCUCUUAUUUUCUAUUUACCAAAUCUCCAUAUGUAAACUGAUGAUCACUGUUCAUUUUUAGAACCAUCAAUUGUAUUUUUAUGAAAUCUGAAGUCAUUAACUUUUAAAAGGUCUGUUAAUGUUUGUACAAUAUGAUUUGUUUUACUAAUAUGUGAACAUUUACAAAAAAAAAUCUGCAGUCAUUGAAUCUAAUCAAACUUAAAUAAGCAAAUCAAAAUCAGAACAUCUGAAUCAGUACCCAGCCCUAAUAUUUCAUAUAUUUAUUUAAGGCAAAGAAUGAAAAAGAACUUUGACAUGAGUAUGUUGGGUCAUUCAGUCGCAUUUUAGUUUUGUGUGUGUGCGAGAUGAGCAACAAGUUAUUGGCUGCAGUUCAGCUAACAGCCACCAGUGUUGCUAAUAACAAAGCUUUCUAAAUUCUGCAUUUUAAACACAUAAAUUAAAGUGGUCCCAAACUUU